GGAAUGAAAAUUAAAUUUGAGGGAAAUUUGGUUUUAAAAUUGAUCCAAACAAAAAUUAAUUUUUUUAGUACAAACCGGUUAUUAACCAAACCGAUCCAAACAUAAACCGAUUUUAAAAAUAUAAACCGGUUUUAUCAAAGUGGUUUUAAAAACCAAACUGAUCCAUAUAUUUGGUUCAAUUUGGUUAUGGUUUUGAACCAUGCACACCCCUACCAGCCAUUCACACUCAAUUAAGAAUAGUAGUAUCAAUAGACAUACAACAAAUGGAAUAUCAGGAAAAUUACUAACAUCCAUUUCACUAACUAUUUUCAUUUCAUUUCAAUUUGUAUUUACAAACUAACAAUUGCAUUUCACCUGAAUUUCAAUUGAAUAUGACUCUAACAAACUAAUUAAUUUCUAAUUGACAAGUGAAUUUAAUUUGAAUCUCAUUUGAGUUUCUAACAGAAUUCUACUACUAUAAAUACAUAACACUCGUUAUAGUUCAGUUUUUCACAUACAACAAAUUUCUUGAUCCAUUUUUCAUUCAUUCUCUACAUAGCAGAAAAUUCAACAGAUUUUGCAUUCAGUCACUCAUCAAUGAAAACAGAAGAAACUCUUAACAAAUCCAAGCAUUAACCACAACGAAUUCAUCAAAAGAGAUUCAUCAAGCAUUCAUAACAGAAGGCAAUUCAACAGAAAAUCAAUCAUGAAAACGCAAGUAAGUUCACAAUCGUAGCAGAAGAUCGAGAAGAAGGAGAAUCAAGCGGAAAUUAAACGGAAAAACUCAGUACCUGGUACCAUUAGUUGCUUAGUUCUUUGAACUUGCUUUGCUUUGCUUUAAUAGCAACUUGCUUUGAGGUACAUUCUAGAGCUUGUUCACUGAUAGAGAUGGCAACAGUCCCAGAGUUGAAGCGGAAGACUUGUUCCUACAGCUUUCACCGUGAACCUUUGACGUCUCUGAUUGAGUUGAGCAACCUUAUGACCAGUGGUAACCAGAAGGGGUUUGUUGACCAGUAUGGAGAUAUUCUGACACUGUUGAAGAUGGUAGUCGAUCCGGUGCCGUUGCAGACUCUUCUACAGUUCUACGACCCAGAGCUUCAUUGUUUCACCUUUCAAGAUUAUCAGUUGGCGCCUACUCUUGAGGAGUACUCCAUUCUACUGAGUGUCCCGGUCCGGUAUCAGGUUCCUUUCUUGGAUGUGCCCAAGGAGGUUGAUUUCAGAGUUGUUGCCAGAGCUCUCCAUUUGGGUAUCAAGGAAGUCAGCGAUAGUUGGAAGUCCAGUGGGGAUGUUGUAGGUUUGCCUUUGAAGUUUCUGUUGAGGGUAGCUAGAGAAGAAGCAGAGAAGGGAAGUUGGGAAGCCUUUCAUGCUCAGUUGGCCGUCAUGAUAUAUGGGAUCGUCCUGUUUCCGAGUAUGCCCAAUUUUGUUGACUAUGCUGCAGUCAGUAUUUUCAUUGGAGGAAAUCCAGUUCCUACUCUGUUAGCAGACACUUACUAUGCUAUUCACAGUAGGCAUGGUAAGGGUGGGGCUAUCAGGUGUUGUCUCCCGCUUUUGCUCAGAUGGUUCUUGUCUCUUCUGCCAGUCAGUGGACCUUUUGUGGAUGCUCAGAGCACGCAUAAGUGGACUCAGAGGGUUAUGUCUCUUACCUCCUAUGAUAUCAGGUGGCAAUCUUACCGGAGGGAUGUGCGUAACGUCAUUAUGAGCUGUGGAGGAUUCCGUAAUGUGCCACUCGUAGGGACUAGGGGUUGCAUCAAUUACAACCCGGUUCUUUCUCUUCGCCAGUUGGGGUUUGUGAUGAAGGGAAGACCACUUGAGGCUGAGGUAGCUGAAAGUGUGUAUUUUGAGAAGCAGAGUGACCCGGCUAGAUUGGAGCAGAUAGGAAGAGCUUGGAAGUCUAUUGGUAUGAAGGAUGGAUCUAUCUUAGGGAAGAAGUUUGCCGUUGCUAUGCCCGAUUACACUGAUUGGGUCAAGGAGAGAGUAGAAACUUUGUUGUUACCCUACGAUAGGAUGGAGCCGUUGCAGGAGCAACCACCUUUGAUCCUUGCUGAGAGUGUGCCUGCGGAGCACUACAAGCAAGCCUUGAUGGAGAAUCGCCGUUUGAGAGAGAAGGAGCAAGAUACCCAGAUGGAGCUGUACAAGGCCAAAGCUGAUAGGUUGAAUUUAGCUCAUCAACUCAGAGGGGUGCGAGAAGAGGAUGCUAGCAGACUGAGAAGCAAGAAGAGAUCCUACGAGGAGGUGGAGAGCAUGUUAGAUGCAGAACACCGGGAGUGCUUGAGGCUGCAGAGAGCUGAGGCCAGCUAUCAGAAGAAGAUCAGAGACUUGGAGAAGCAACUCAGAGAUAAAGACAUCCAGUUGAAGAAGGAAGUAGACUUGAGACAGGCAUCAGAGAACCACCUUGGAGGAGAAGUGGUAGAGCUUAGACGACAACUGAAGGAGAAGAUCACUUUUUUGCCAGAAUGUUCAGAAUGUGACCUGUUGAUAGACCAGUGUCAGUACUUGAAGACUCUCAUUCCGGGAGGCCGUUUGUCUUAGCUUGUAUCUUUGAUAUGUAUGUUGGGAAUCACCUCCAGGCUUGUUGGAUGGGAUUCAUUGUUGUACUCCGAUUGUUUGGAUUUUCUUUGUCGACUUUGUUGUA
Molecule: messenger RNA, 2611 nt
Organism: Lathyrus oleraceus (garden pea)
Lineage: Eukaryota; Viridiplantae; Streptophyta; Magnoliopsida; Fabales; Fabaceae
Exons: 3
Coding region: 868-2508 (546 amino acids)
Source: RefSeq, a predicted model, not a curated record